AUAGCACUAUCUUCUCUUGGGGGAAGGCCUACAAGCUUGGUAACGGAUGCGACAUCAACUUUUGGUUAGAUCGGUGGUGUGGGGAUAACACGCUAAACCUUUUAUUCCCCGAGGCUUUCCUCUUGUCCGACGGAAAAAACCUAAAAGUUAGUGACUGCUUUACGAGGGGUAGUUGGGAGUGGAGUAGGAUUUUGGGAGUCGUUUACAACCAAGGGCAAGGGACGAGAACCAGCCUCGCGAAGCUCAAAGAUAGGAUUUCACAGUAUUCCACGGAGAAUAGAUCAGAUACUAUACAAUGGCGAUGGAGCAACGAUGGUUCUUACUCUGUAAAAAUCGAUCUAUGUGUCGUUGUCGGACGGAGGUACGAGGGAUGUGCGUGCAUCUCAUCUGUGGAGAGUCAAAAUCCCUCUUAAGGUUAAAGUGUUCUGCUGGCUGGUCCUUAAUAAGAGAAUCCCUACGACCGAUAGAUUAACUAAAAGAGGUUGGGUUCAAGACUCAACCUGCGUACUAUGCGGGUCGGCCGAGGAAACAGUAGACCAUCUGUUCACCAGGUGUGUUUUUAGCAAGUUCAUCUUAGUGUCGGGUGUUGAUGGAGUUCAGACUCUAGACAUGGAGGAUGAGGUUAACCGUGCUUGGGACAAGUGGAGGAUUAGAAAGAGCCGAAGGAAGAAAAGGGACUGCCUUACUGAUUUAGCCGGUUGCUGGUGGUGCAUUUGGAAGGCCAGAAAUGACAUGAUCUUUAAGACAAUCCAACCAAACCCUGAGAGGGUUGUUAUCACUCUCCGGCAGUUACUGAAGGAGGCCCUAGUUGCCCCCAUGGUUAGUAAAUUCGCGAAUAAUUCGCGAAUUUUUGGAAAAACGAAUUUUACGGCCGUUUACGUAUUUUUCCCAAAAAUUCGUAAAAAAUCGCGGUUUUUUGGUGAAAUAUUCUUGUUCGCGUUUAAUUCGCGGUUCGCAAAUUAAACGCCUGAAAAAAACGGCGCCGGGUCGCAGUCGCGGGCGGGCCUCGCGGGUCACGG
Molecule: messenger RNA, 1019 nt
Organism: Ananas comosus (pineapple)
Lineage: Eukaryota; Viridiplantae; Streptophyta; Magnoliopsida; Poales; Bromeliaceae
Exons: 2
Coding region: 610-963 (117 amino acids)
Source: RefSeq, a predicted model, not a curated record